AUGUCCAACUCUUCAGAUACUUUUCUCGUAGUCGAGAAUAACUCUUUACUGGAAACUCUUGAAGUUUUAAAUCAAAAUGCUCUCGGUGGACAUAUUGUUUUAUCGAACAAUCCCAAAUUAAAAUAUGAACAUUUUUGUGUAGAGGUUCUUCAAGAUUUUUUUCAAAGAUUUCAUAUAUUGGAUAAUCCUCACGUCUGCGGAUGUGUUAUACCCGAUGACAAGUUUUUUCAAAGAGUCCUCGAUUUACCAGACAACUGCACCACUCUCAUCGGUAAUAUAUCAUUAACGUCUGAUCAACAACCUGCAUAUGAAAGUCUUGAACGAAAGCUCGGUUCUGUAGAAACUAUAUAUGGCACCAUAUCUGUGGUUAACACUAACUAUAAAGAUUUAGGAUUUUUAAAGUCGCUCAAAGAAGUUAUAUAUGAGCUGCCAAGAGAUUUUAACAAACCGCCUCAAAUUUUUAUAAGUAAAAAUGCUGAAAUGACGAAACUUAAGUGGUAUCUGCUUGCUCAAACUCGGUUUCUUCAAAUUGUCAUUCAUGAAAAUCCAAAACUAUGUCUUCAGACGAGCGAACACAUAGUAGGCGUUGUGUCCGAGCUCGGAGGUAGAAUAACUGCACCGUUCUGUGAAGAUGAAAUUCUUCCCGAACACUUCUAUCGAAUACAAAAUGGAAGUUGGGAAGGAAUCGGGGAGAAUCAUACAGUAAUCGUUGGUGAUGUGCUGAUUAACGAGAAAUCUGACAUAUCUCAAUUCAUUAAAUUCUCUAACAUCACCAUGAUCUAUGGCCAUUUGAUUAUUCAGAACACUAAACUUCGAACUAAUAGUUGGUUAUACAAUCUUGAACAUCUAUAUCCCACCAGAGCCGAUGAUCCUGCUAUACUUGUAGAAAACAAUUCUGCCCUGGUAAUCUACGAACUAAAAACUAAAUAUUCGAGAAAUAGAAAAGUCAUCGUCAGAAACAAUCCGAAGUUGAAGCUAACAAUUUUCGCUUGCUCUCGAUUAGAGGAAAUGAUAAACUAUGAGGUUCACGGUAAUUUAGAGAACUGUGGCAUAGUUCAUGACAACGGAGAAAGCCGAGUGAACGAUUUUUAUUUCUUGAAAACUCUGUUAGUAUUUUUGCUGAUGUCGUUGCUGUGA
Messenger RNA from Auanema sp. JU1783, 1137 nucleotides. NCBI's taxonomy places the organism in Eukaryota, Metazoa, Nematoda, Chromadorea, Rhabditida, Rhabditidae. The record is from the annotation of a GenBank genome assembly.